AUGGACAUGGGGAGAGAUCAGCUCUUCAGUUACUGGUCCACGAGCAUACCAAGCAUACCAGGACCUGCUCAGUAUGUCUUCGCUCACGUGCAGAGGGCCCGCAACCACAGUCUGUCCAUGCUGACUGCGGCACGAGGCGAAAUCGAUUUCGCGGAAUCUACGCUACUCUACCCUGCUGGAGUCGCUGCGCUGUCGAUCCUUGUAUUCCUGGUACAGUUGGCAUUGCAUGUUCGUACCCAAAAGGCGUACGCAAAGCUUGCUCAGUCCGAACCCUCGCCCAUAUCUGAGCCUCUCCAUGCUCCAGAAGAGAGUGAAAACGCGUCUGCAUCGGUAAAAUACGUCAAGGAACACGGGGGCGUCGUCCUCGUCGCGUUCAAUGGAUUGCGUGCCGCGUCAACCCUGGGGCUCCUGGGCAUGUCCAUCUACAGCGCGACCGAGUCCCUGGGCCACUCUGAAACCUGGGAGCCUCAGAGCUUCGAGAUCAUCUUCCACGUUGGCACUUUUGUUACCUACGUGUACGCAUCAGCGCUUGGCAUCACCUCGCUGCUUGCUGGUCCCGUCCUAAGUACGACAGCUGUUCGCCACCUGAACUGUAUUCUGUUCACUGCGUUGUCGGUCUACGCGUACCGCGAUCUCUGGCCCUUGGCGACGUUCACGUUACAGCCCAUGGAUCUCGCAGAGGGCCCUCUACUUUGGGCCAGGAUCUCACUCUUGACCAUUAGUAGUAUCUUUGUGCCCCUCAUGAUCCCUCGGCGCUACAUUUCUCUCGAUCCAGAGAAUCCAUGGGCGAACCAGCCCAAGGAGCAAACGGCUUCUAUCCUGUCACUCAUGCUGUUUAGCUACCUUGACCCGACGGUCAUGCUUGCGUCGCGCGUCAAACACCUGACCAUUGACAUGCUGCCUCCUCUGGCCUCCUCUGACGACGCGCAAAAUCUCAUGAAGCGCAGUCUGAAUGAAAUCGACCCGUUCCGAGUCAAGACGAAGGGCAGACAUCUUAUGUGGGGUCUCCUGCGUGUCUUCCGAAUGGAGUGGAUCGUCAUGACCAUCGCGACCGUUUUUGGCACUAUCUUAGAGUUCAUCGGCCCGCUGACUAUUCGAUAUAUCCUGAUGCAAGCUAAACAAUCUGUACUCUCGUACGUCGAGACGGACGGCGUAGGCGCCACCGUCCGGCCCUGGUUCUGGAUCGUGAUGCUGCUUCUCGGACCGAUCCUCGAAUACAACUUCGGCUCUGUGUACAUAUACCUCUCCAACAGAGUGUUAACUCAAGUGGAGGCGAUCAUCACACAAGUCGUCUUUGAGCAUGCUCUGCGCAUGCGCAUGAAGGCAGACGUAUCGCAAGAUCCUGCUGAAAGUGAAGGUGACACGACCGUUGCCGGCACGCCCGAUACGGCUUCCGACGCUGAAUCGAGCGCUACCGCUCCAACAGCUCAGGAAAAUGGUAACGACAGCGAGGGCGACUCCGCAGCGGGCAAGGGAAAGCAGAAAUCCACGACACAGACGGUUCCCGUGGCUGCACAGAAUGCGGACGCCAACAGAGUUGUUGGGAGGGAGGAGAAGGCAAAGCCAGCAGACGAUGACAAGAAGGGCAAGAACGUCGUCGGGAAGAUCAAUAACCUCAUAUCGUCCGACCUCACCUCUCUCGCCUGGGGUAGGGAGUUCUUGACCCUCCUGGUCAAGCUUCCCGUCGAAAUUCUUUGUUGCGUAUGGUUCUUGUACGCCGUCUUGGGCUGGAGUGCGUUUGUGGGACUUGCUUCCAUCAUCCUCUUGUUCCCUGUCCCCGGUAUGAUUGCAACACGCAUUCGCAAGGUCCAGAUAGUGAAGAUGAAGAAGACCGAUGCACGUGUGCAGAGCGCGACAGAAACCAUGAACGUCAUCCGUAUGAUCAAAUUGUUUGGCUGGGAGCCCCGAGUUGGGAAGCAACUGGCUGAGAAACGUGAGGACGAACUGGAGCUCGUGAAGAAAAGCAAGUUGCUCGACCUCAUCAACAAUAACCUAAACCACGCCAUUCCUUUGGUCACCAUGAUCGUGACCUACGCGACAUACACCAUGAUCAUGAAGCGAGAUCUUACAGCGUCUGCUGUCUUCUCAUCUAUCACGGUGUUCGAUACUUUCAGCCAGCUGAUGCAUAUGGGCUUUGGUUUCGUGCCUAUGAUGAUUCGAGCUAAGGUGUCGCUGGACCGAGUGAAUGAGUUUUUGCAGAAGACCGAACUACUGGAUAAAUACUCUGAGCAACCUGAUGAUAUCCAGACUCAGAUCGCAGCGCAGCCGGAAGACGACGUCAUUGGUUUCCGCAAUGCUUCCUUCACCUGGGCGGAUCAAGUCAGUGGCUUAGCGGCUUCAACCCCUGGAAGCGGGCGAAGGAAUUUUACCUUGCGUAUCGACGACGACCUGGUGUUCAGGAAAGGCAGUAUCAAUCUCGUGAUUGGCCCGACUGGCUCGGGAAAGACCUCCUUGUUGAUGGCUUUGCUGGGCGAGAUGCACUACAUACCCGCCGGUCCUGAUUCGUUCUACAAUCUACCUCGGACUGAUGGUAUUGCUUACGCCGCGCAAGAGUCCUGGGUUCAGAAUGAAACCAUCAAGGACAAUAUUGUCUUCGGCGCACCAUUGAACGAGGAACGUUAUCAAAGGCAAUGUGCGCUGAAACGCGAUCUCGAGUUGUUCGCUGCUGGUGACCAGACGGAGGUUGGAGAAAGGGGCAUCACACUGAGUGGCGGUCAGAAGGCGCGCAUAACACUCGCCCGUGCCAUAUACUCUAAGUCGCAGAUACUGCUGUUGGACGAUGUUCUCGCUGCGUUAGACGUUCACACGUCACGAUGGAUCGUCGAGAAAUGUUUCAAGGGUGAUCUUGUCCGUGGGCGAACGGUGCUACUCGUUACGCAUAAUGUCUCUAUGGCUAGUCCCAUCGCCGAUUUUGUUGUUGCCCUGGGCACAGAUGGUAGAGUGUCUAGUCAAGGCUCCAUUGCUAAUGCUCUUGCACACGACAAGAAACUCGCCGCUGAACUUGCUAAGGAGGAGCUGGAACUCGAGAAAGCGGAAGCCACCGUUGACGAGCAGACCCCGGAAAAGGCCCCGAAGGAGGAUGGCAAACUUGUUGUUGAAGAAGAAGUCGAAGUCGGGCAUGCCGGUUGGCAAGCAAUGAAACUCUUUAUGCAUGCAUUGGGAGGGAGCCAUCAACUCUUCUUUUGGCUGAGCUUCCUUGGAGGGUUAGUUUUUUACAUGACUUUCAGCAUCCUGCAAACUUGGUUCCUUGGAUAUUGGGCUCGACAGUACGAAGAAAUGCCUGCGUCCGAAAUCAAAGUCCCACACUUCCUCGGGGGAUACGGGUCGAUCAUGAUCAUAUCAGUCCUUUUCCACACGGCAGCCUACUAUGUAUACACAUUUGGGUCGCUGAGAGCAUCAAGAACCGUACACGAUGACCUGAUAUCUUCAAUUCUGGCGACGACAAUGAGAUGGCUUGACAAAACACCCACAUCUCGAAUUAUCGCUCGAUGUACCCAGGACAUCCAAGAAGUCGACGCUUCCGUGGCAAGAUGGUUCAGUACCAUCGUGGAGAUGUCGUUGGAGAUGCUCAUGAAGCUUGGUGUGGUGGUGGUGAUAUCCCCGAUCUUCGUCGUCCCUGGUGUUUUCAUUGCCGCCGUCGGUGCCUGGAUUGGCGAGUUCUACAUGAAGGCGCAACUCGCGAUCAAACGUGAAAGAAGCAAUGCGAAGGCUCCAGUUCUCGGCCACUUCGGAGCCGCUUUUGCAGGUCUCACCUCUAUCCGUGCAUAUGGUGCGCAGGAGGCGUUCAAAAAAGAGUCGUAUGUGCGUAUCAAUCGAUAUACUCGGGCUUCAAGGACAUUCUGGAACCUCAAUCGCUGGGUGGGCAUCCGUAUUACUUCCCUCGGAUCGUUCUUCUCUGCGGCUUUAGCUGCCUACUUGGUAUACGGGAAGGCAAACACCGCAUCCAACACUGGAUUCUCCCUGAACAUGGCAGUCGGGUUCAGCAGCAUGAUUUUAUGGUGGGUGAGGUUCUUCAAUGAAUUGGAAAUAUCAGGCAACAGCCUGGAGCGCAUCAAGCAAUACCUUGAGAUCGAGCACGAGCCCAAACCUACACCCGAAGGUGUUCCACCCGCAUAUUGGCCAGCCAGCGGAGACUUGGUAGUCGAUAAGCUCUCCGCUCGAUACUCUCCGGAUGGACCUCGCGUCUUGCAUGAGAUUUCAUUCGAGGUGAGAUCAGGGGAGCGAGUUGGCAUAGUCGGCCGCACUGGUAGUGGCAAGAGCUCUUUGACUUUGGCACUGCUACGAUGCAUCAUCACCGAAGGCAAGGUGUAUUACGACGGGCUACCGACGGAUAACAUCAACUUGGACGCUCUCCGAUCGACUAUCACAAUCAUCCCGCAAGUGAGCUGUUGA
Molecule: messenger RNA, 4392 nt
Organism: Fomitopsis serialis
Lineage: Eukaryota; Fungi; Basidiomycota; Agaricomycetes; Polyporales; Fomitopsidaceae
Product: ABC transporter type 1, transmembrane domain-containing protein
Exons: 38
Coding region: 1-4392 (1463 amino acids)
Biological process (GO): transmembrane transport
Cellular component (GO): membrane; fungal-type vacuole
Molecular function (GO): ATP binding; ABC-type peptide transporter activity; ATP hydrolysis activity
Source: RefSeq, a predicted model, not a curated record